Molecule: messenger RNA, 623 nt
Organism: Raphanus sativus (radish)
Lineage: Eukaryota; Viridiplantae; Streptophyta; Magnoliopsida; Brassicales; Brassicaceae
Product: co-chaperone protein p23-1
Exons: 4
Coding region: 230-607 (125 amino acids)
Biological process (GO): protein folding; chaperone-mediated protein complex assembly
Cellular component (GO): nucleus; cytosol
Molecular function (GO): protein-folding chaperone binding; Hsp90 protein binding
Source: RefSeq, a predicted model, not a curated record
AGAUUCCUCUUAGCUUUGUCGUUUCGUCUUCUUCAAACAUCGAUCAAUUGACACAGAACUCCAUCUCUAUGCAAUCAAAUCCUUCUGAAAUCUCAUUUAUUUUUAGCGAUUAAAGAGAGAGUCUCUCUCUCUUUCGAUCAAAACAAGUAAACGAAAAAUCUAAUCACCGUUUGAGUUCUUUCUCUUUUCUCUAGGGUUCUUCUUAUUCUACAAGCUUCAUCCACUAAACAUGAGUCAUCAUCCUGGAGUGAAAUGGGAAGAGACCACUGACAAGAUUUUCCUCACCGUAGUGUUGGCUGAUUCCAAGGAGACUAAAGUUAAUCUUCUCCCUGAAGUUGUCUUCGAUUUCUCUGCAAAAGCUGGUCCUGAAAACCACGUUUAUGAGCUUAAACUCGAGCUUCACAACAAAGUCAAUGUUGAGGAAAGCAAAAUCAACAUUGGAUUGAGAAGCAUAUUCUGCAUAAUUGAGAAAAUAGAGCCUGAAACGUGGGACAAGAUAAUCAUUCGAAAGGGCCACACUAUGUCAAGAUUGAUUGGGAGGCUGUACUGCUUACAAUUAAGGGACCGGACGAGGAACGUCUGUAUUAGAAAUGGUUGCUGCUUUUAAAAAAGCUUGUGGCAAG